This is a messenger RNA of Oncorhynchus masou masou (cherry salmon), 6196 nucleotides long. RefSeq names its product trichohyalin-like. The transcript has 31 exons. The coding region runs from base 353 to 5770 and encodes 1805 amino acids. The record is from RefSeq and is a predicted model, not a curated record. Lineage: Eukaryota; Metazoa; Chordata; Actinopteri; Salmoniformes; Salmonidae. Gene Ontology annotation, biological process: spermatogenesis.
GAGCUUCUCGCACACGUCAAAACUGGAAACUGAUGGUUGUAGUUACCGACCUAACAACCAACUUUUCUCCAAUCACUUUUACUUUUUAACGAUACACAUGGAAAGUAUACUAUUUUUUGAAAAAACAAUGUCUAUAAGCCAAUGUAGACAGCAGAGUUUUGUUUGUCAUUAUACAGCAUAGUUAUCGAGACAACAGACCGAAACAAGAAGAGAGAAACUGAGUGAUGAUAAACAAAGCAUGAUAGCUAGCAAGCUAACGUCAGAUAAAUGAAUACUUGUGAGGUCACUUGAGUAAUGUUUUAGCAAGUUAACCGAAAAGACAGUUCAGUUUUCAGUGAGACGAACUAGCAAAAUGGAUUAUAAGAGCAAAAAGUCCACUCUGUCCGGGGAAAAAUCACAGGGGUCUGGUCACAAAAGUGACAAGCCACAGCAGAACAACUCGACGUCAAGAGUUGAUGGUGAUCAUGGUGGUGGGAUCAUUCACUGUCCUGUUACCAAGAACAUGAAACACCUCCUGGAUGAGUUCAAGGGGCUGUAUGAGGAGAGGUUGAGACGCCUAGAGUUUGACACAAGAGGGGGCACAAAUGAGGACAUUUUACAGAUGAAGGUCCGUAUCCUCCAGUCCUAUGUGAACGACUUGGGUGACCAGAACCAAGUGCUGGUCCAGACAGUGGAGGACCUGGAAACAGAGGCCAACAACAGAGUCUGCACCAUAGAGGCCAAGCUACGCACCUCUGAUCAAAUCAUUUAUGAUCUGGAGCAGCAGAGGAGGGUUCUGGAGGAGAGUGUGUGUAGUCUGCGCUCUGAGAACCGGGACCUGAAGACUGACAUGGACUCCCUCACAAACUUCAUCCAACAAGCCAGACACCAACACACCUUGGUUGUUUCUGGGGUCACUCUAAGGACAGGCUCGUUGGAGAAGAUGAUUGAAACCUCGACUCAUACCCCUAUGAGUCCUAACCUUGAGGUAGAGGAUCUGAGGAGCCAGCUGAGGACUAGAGACAGAACCAUCCAUUGUCUGGAGAGAGACAUCAAGACCUUCCAACUGGAGAAUAACACACUCAACAAAACUGAGGUGGAGAGUGUCAGGGAGGAGGAAGAGAGACAGAGGAGGGAUAUUCUGACUCUCAGACAGAGAGAGAAGACUCUUCUAUCAGAGUUGCAGACCCAGGAGAGGAGGCUGUGUGAGACCCAGAGAGAGAGCAGAAUGAGGGUAGAGGACACGGCUCGCCUACAGUCUCAGCUGGAUCAAGUCCAGAGCUCACACACGCAAACUAUGCGCCAGGCAGAGGCCAAAAUGGUGGAGGUGAGGACCGAACUGAGUGAUGAGUAUGGGAGGAGACUGGAGGAGAAGGAAGAAGGAAUGAAACGGAUAACCGAAGACCUGAAUAAUGUGAGGGAGAAACACACCUCUGCCAGGGAUCAGUUGAGGAGUACAGAGGGUAUUCUCCAGUCUCUGAGGAUGCAGCUACAGGACAGAGACAGUCAGCUGGAGAAUGCUACUAACAAGAUCUUUACACUAAAGACUUCUCUGAAGGAGGCUGAGGAGAGUUGUGUGGCUGCUAAGACAGAGGUCCAGACUCAGACGACACUACUGGAGGAGAUGAGCAGAGAACUGGGGAGACUCACACUGGCUCAGAAUAAAUCUGUGGAAGAGGUGAAUGAGCGUGGGGAGAUGCUGAGACACAUGAAGCAGGACCUGUCUGCACUGAAGGCCACUCAGGACUCACUAAAGAGAACCCUCAGUAUGAAGGAACAACACACACACCAGCUAACACACGACAACACACACCUCCGACAAAACCUGGACACGCUAAAGAACAAGCUCCUGGUUAGUGAGGACAGGGUGUGUACUCUGUCAGUAGAGCUGGAUGAGUUGAAGAUCGGUCUGGGUAAAGAGAGAGAUCAGUGUCAGCAUCUCCAGGACCAGGUUUUACAGCAGAGUCAGGAUCUGGUGCGGGCCAACAACACACUCACUGACACACGCAGAGCUGCUGGCAGGAAGAUCCACAAGAAGGACAGCAAGCUGUCUGUGUUAUUGAAGGAGCUAGCAGAGGUUAGAAAUAACUUCUCAGACUGUAAAAAAGAGUUGCUCAGUAGAGAGUCUGCAUUGGCAAAACAGCAGGAGGAGACGGCUCAGCUGAGAUCCAAGAUGGAGGACUGUUCCCUUCAAUGUUCAGCUCUGAACAGGGAGAAAGAGAGACUGGAGACAAACCUCACACUUACUAACCAGAAACACUGCACCGCACAAGGAGAGGUGAUUCUACAGUUGAGGACAGAGCUGAGUAAAGCGGAGCAGAAGUAUCUAGGGACACAGGAGGAGCUGGCCAUGCUGGAGGCUGAGGUCAGCCGUCUGAACCAGAAGGUCAAGGGUCAACAGGAAGAGGCGUGUCUUCUCAGGCAGAUGGUCAGAGAGGGGGAGGGGCUUAGAGACCAGGAAGUGAUGGAACGACAACAGAUACAGAACGCACUCUGUAUCGCACAGCAACAGGUGAAGUCCCAGAACAUGUCUAUAGAGCAGCUAACAUCUGAUCUAGACUCAAUGAAACAGAACCACAGAGCCGACACAGAGCGCUGGAGCCACAGGCACUUCCUGCUCAGCAGCCAAUUAGAGCAGGCUUCCUCUGAGCUAAGCCGAUCCCAGGCCGAGGUCAGAGAGCGCAGGUCAGAGGUCACAGAGCUGAGGGGAAAGCUCCAACUGGCAGAGGAGGUAUACCAGGAGGCUCUGGAGAAGGUUGAAGAAGCUAAAGGGGUUGAAAACACACAAGACACUGAGAUAGAGCUUUUGAGACAACAACUGACGGACCUCCAGGAGGACCUGAGUGAAACCACGUCCAGGACUCAGGGCCAGGAGGAGAAGGCGGCCAUCUUUAAACAGAAGUACUGCGUUGCCAUGGAGAAAGUGCAGCAGCUCCAGGGACACAUAGAGUGUGUGGAGGAGGAGCUCAGAUACACACAACAACAGCUGACUGAAUCCAAGGCAGUGGUAGACAGGGUUAAGGCGGAGCUUACAGAGCUGGAAGGGCGCUACGAAGAAAAACUUGACCAAUGGGAGCGCUCGGAGGAAGCCCUGGACCAACUGACUGACGAGCUGCAGGCCAAUCAGAUGGCUCUGAGGGAGGGGCGGGAGAGAGUGGAACAGUGUGAAGGAACCAUACAACAUCUACAGCAAGAGAUGGACACACAGAAAACUCAGAUACUAAAGUAUGAGAGUUCUCUGAAGUCCUACCAACAGAAUUACUCCUACUCUGAUGAGCAGUAUUGUGCCUUACAAAGACAGAGACUACAACUGCAGAAGCAAUCCACAGAGCAGGUAGGGCGCUUGGCCAAUUGCGAACAGGCCAUGCUACAGAUGAGGGCAGAGUAUCUUCGCAGGGAGGAGGAACUAGAGAAGCAGAGCCAGGAGAAGGCGGGGCUAGAGAGAACCCUGCAAUCUCUUCACCUGGACCUGGCCGCCUCCCACCGCAAACAUCUGGUCACUCACACACAGCUGGAGCAGGAAGUGACACAGCUACAGGAGGAAGUGACACGCCUACAGGAGGAGCUGGUCGACACCCACGACACCUGUACACAGAGACAACAGACCAUCCAGGGGCAGGAUGUCUUGCUCCAGCAAGUUGAGGAGGACCUGAAGGAAACCAAGCUGCUCCUUCAGAGGAGAACCAAGGAUCUGAAGGAGGAGAAAGUCUGGGUGCAGAGGCUCAGAAAGGAGGCGCAGGAGCAGAGAGAGGAGGAACACAGACUUGGUGAGGAGGCCAAGGAGAUGCUAAAGAGGAAAUGCAGGGAGCUGGAGGAAGAGAAAGAGGAGGUGAAGAGGAGAAGCAGGGAGCUGGAGGAAAAGAAAGAGGAGGUGAAGAGGAGAAGCAGGGAGCUGGAGGAAGAGAAAGAGGAGGUGAAGAGGAGAAGCAGGGAGCUGGAGGAAGAGAAAGAGGAGGUGAAGAGGAGAAGCAGGGAGCUGGAGGAAGAGAAAGAGGAGGUGAAGAGGAGAAGCAGGGAGCUGGAGGAAGAGAAAGAGGAGGUGAAGAGGAGAAGCAGGGAGCUGGAGGAAGAGAAAGAGGAGGUGAAGAGGAGAAGCAGGGAGCUGGAGGAAGAGAAAGAGGAGGUGAAGAGGAGAAGCAGGGAGCUGGAAGGGAAGAAAGAGGAGGUGAAGAAGAGAUCUAAGGAUUUGGAAGAGGAGGUGAAGAGGAGAAGCAGGGAGCUGGAGGAAGAGAAAGAGGAGGUGAAGAGGAGAAGCAGGGAGCUUGAGGAAGAGAAAGAGGAGGUGAAGAGGAGAACCAGGGAGCUGGAAGAGGAGAAAGAGGAGGUGAAGAAGAGAUCUAAGGAGUUGGAAGAGGAGGUGAAGAGGAGAAGCAGGGAGCUGGAGGAAGAGAAAGAGGAUGUGAAGAGAAGAACCAGGGAGCUUGAGGAAGAUAAAGAGGAAGCGCAGACACUCAAAGAGGCCCUGUUGGAACUACGCAGGAGUCACAGACAGACAGUGGAGGAGCUGUCAUGUCGUGGAGAGGAGGUUUGGAGGUUGGAGGGGAGUGUGAGAGAAGGAAGACAGGCAGAGGAGAGGAGGAGGCUGACAGUGGAGAGUCUGGAGAGGCAGUCUGCAGAGCUGAGACUGGCCCUACAGCAGGCCAUGGAGAACACACUCAACACACAGAGAGACAACCACACAACACAGGAACAAGUGAAGACAUUGGAGGAGGAGAACAACUCAUUGACCAAUCAGGUGAGGACUUUGGAGGAGAAGUACAGCUCGUUGACCACUCAGCUGCUGAGGUCACAGAGCCGGGGCCAAGACGACGUCCAGCGGCUAGCCAAUCAGGAGGAGCGUCUGGUCGUACUGAGGACAGAGUCAGAGACGCUACAGGAGAAGUACAGCAGCAAGGUGAAGGAGCUGGACACACUGCGGUUGGAGGUGGAGGGGGCGUACUCUGACAACGCGCACCUCCGCCAGGAGAGCCAGGUGGUCAUGGCCAACGUCAACCGCUGGGUCAAAGAGCAGAGGGUUGCCAGUGAUAGUCUAGCUGCUAAGAUCAGAGGUCAGAACAAGGUGCUGCUCAUCAUCAGUGAGGAGAAACAACAUCUUCAGGAGGCUAACAGGGCCCUAGAGGAGGAGCUGAGGAAAUUGGGAGAUGAGGGGGAGGAGAAGGAGAGAGAGAUGGAACGCUUAAAGGCCCAGGUUCAAGACCGGGGUCAACAGCAGGAGGAGGAGAGGGAGAGCUUUGUGACCACCAACCUGAGUAGGAUCCAGUACAUGCAGGUCAGACUGAGAAGCAACCUGGAGGCUAUAGGCUUGCUCAACAAACAGCUGAGUGCUCUGGGAGGAGAGAACGAGAGAUUGCGUCUGCAGCUGGAGGAGGAGAGAGCAGAGCGCAGACGAGUGAUACCGCCAACCAACCACCGGAGGGGUACCUCCCUCCUUCCCCUCUCCCUCACCCACAGGUCUUCCUCCUCCCUUCCCUCCCUCUCCCCCUCUCUGGAUAGAGACACAGGAUACCCUCCCCCUGCCUCCCACCUUUCCCCCUUCCCUUUUCACCACCCCCCCAGCCACAGCCCCAGUCCCAGGCCAGGGGAGAAGGACAGUGCCCUGACCCGAGCAGAGUUGAGCGUGGCUGGGCCGCGGGAGCCAGGCGAGGCCCAGGCUGUUACUGAGGCCUACUGGGUGAGGAGGGUGGGAGAACUAUCAGUACAGUUGCAGGACAGAGAGCUCUACUGGUCAGGUAGGAUCAACCACCUCGCUACAGAGAUACGACAGACCAAGGACGCUUCGCCCCUCACCUGACCUCCCACUGACCUCUAAACCCUGUUCCCUGACCCCUGACCUCUAAUGCCUGACAUCUCUUCCUUGUUUGGCUGUUGUUUUGGAUGGGUUCAGUUAUGAAGCCAUAUCAUUGUCUCUGAUCACUGUAUGACUGUGUACCAUGUGCUGCAAAUGUUGACAUUUACAUCUACUUUGAGUUUGCGCGUCAUUUGUGGUUAGUGUGAGUGUGUGUGCAUGUUCCUGCACUUGUAUAGUGCCUUGUAACAUGGAGACUAUUGUAGUAAUAUUGAUAGUUAUUGUUGUCUCUCUGAGUUCCAGUUUGAUAAUAAAUCCACAUUUUUUAAAAAUCCCGUUUUAUGUUUAAAGUUGUCACUGAAAGCCAGAUAGUUGUCACUGAAAGCCAGAUAGUUGUCACUGUAGGCCAGAUAGUUGUCACUGAAAGCCAGA